Molecule: messenger RNA, 4042 nt
Organism: Ruditapes philippinarum (Manila clam)
Lineage: Eukaryota; Metazoa; Mollusca; Bivalvia; Venerida; Veneridae
Exons: 5
Coding region: 2462-3385 (307 amino acids)
Source: RefSeq, a predicted model, not a curated record
AAGCAAACUGAGGAUGUAUGAGUUUUUUUACGACUUUUUGUUGAAAGAGUUUCCAGAGGAGAGUGUUAAUUUGUUGUACUCUGACACCGAUUCGUUCUUGUUUCAAAUAAACAACGUUCCGAAUGUCAAUGAAGUUAUGUGGAGAAACAGACGACUGUUCGAUUUUUCGUCAUUACCUGAUGGGCACAACCUUAAAGAUGAUAGAAACAAAAAGGUACCAGGUAAAAUGAAACUACAACUAGGAAGCAGCGUGUUAGUGGAAAGUGUGGUUUUGUCCUCCAAGACAUACUCAGUACUCACAGAUAAUGGUGAAAAAACUCAUGCAAAGGGUGUACAUGUUAAAUUAAAUCAUGACAGAUAUAAAGAAUGUCUCGAGUCCGAAAUGUCAUACCAAAAAAACAUAAAAUCAGUUAAACACUAUGACCAAAACAUGUAUCAUGUAUCAACAAAAAGAACACUUCUAUCACCUGUAGAAACCAAACGCUAUUAUGUGGAUGCAAAUCAGUCCUAUAGCUUUGGACACUAUUUCAUUGAUUUGUUGAAAAUCUUAGAUGAAGAAAUGUUCUAGGUAAUGAAAGAUUUGAUUUGAAAUGCACAUAAUUACAACUAUGUUACAUUUCCCUUGUUUAAUAAAUGUCAAGCAAAUAUAAAUUUACUUUUUCACCGGAAGUCAUUUUCACAUUAUAUAUUUUAAAACGCCUAGAAAAACAAGGCUAGCUUACUAAAUGUAGGUGUAUUAUAAACGGGCCGUUAUAAACACAUGACGUAGGCCUUUAUAAAAAAUCAAUAUGUCCGCUGUAUUUAUUAAUUUAUUACAGCUACUGUUUGAUUAUAUUUUAUUUAUUGUUGUUAUUGUUGAUAUUGUCGUUGUUCUUUUUAUAGUAGAUGUGAUAAUUGUAGAUAAAACUGGAUAAUGUAUUUUUCACUCAGGCUUUAUUAUGUUUUGAUCAGAUGUCAGAAUACUUUGUUUGACAGGGGGUAUGUUUCUUAAUCAGGUUUUGUUAUGUACAAAUUUGAUGACAGAAGUAUUGUUGUAUUAUCAAGCUGUAUAGUGUUUAAUUUUCACAAUGUUAUAUGUAGCGACAUAAAUAAAGAUAUCUGUAUUUUACGGCAAUGCGUUGUUUUUUGACAGUAUCUUAAACAUAGAUUAAAAAACAACCUUUUUGUUAAAAAAGUCAGGUAUAUAAAGCCCGGGUAAAAAAAAGGACAAAUUAUUCGUCAACAGAUAUAAUUAUAAUGGAUUCAAAUAACUUCAACCAAAUAUUAGCAGAGAGAGGACAGUUAAAAGUUUAUAAUUUCGAUUGUAAUAGGACUGUUUGUUUACAAAGAGUUGGAUCGGAGAUUCAAGUUGAACUGAUAAAAGGUAAUGACGUUGCUGCAACGGCAAGAAUUCGUCUGCGCGAUACGACAAUAAGGUUUAUUGAUUUCUCUUUGCCGGCACAUAUGCAGGUUAUACAAACAAUGCAUAUUGACAACUUUGUUUUCCAGUUCGGAGAAGCUGGAGUUUUAGUGCGAAAAGCAGCUCGAGGGUAUAUUUUUAAAAAUGAUUUCAGCAAAAGAUCAUUGCAAUUCCGGCAAUUCAGCCCUAUUCCAUUGUCAAAUGUUAUGGAGGAUCUUGUUAGCAUUGAAAGGGGAAUUCAAAUAUACGAACCAAUGGACAUAGACGAAACGGACACGUAUCUUGAAAAUUUGAAUUUUCAUGUUCUCAGUAUGAUAUUAAAUUUCAUGUCGGUCGCUGACAUCAUGAACCUGACGCGAACUUCAAAAACUAUGUAUGAUAGAAUAGAAACUGUUGCAUUUUGGAAAUCAAGAAUCUUGAAAGAUUUCGGGAGUUGCUCUAUACUAUCUAAUAAUAAUCCGAAUAGGGAUUGCAAGAUUAUGAAAAGUUCAUACUCGUGUUUAUACGGUAUGGUCGGGAAAAAAUAAAAAAUAUUUUCUGUUAAGAAUGGCCUGUAUAAAGUUUUGUUGUUGUUCUUGUUGUUUUUAAUUUAUAACUUUCGGCAUGAUCUGAUACUAAAGAAAUUUUGAAACAUUGUUAAUGUAGACUACCAAUUAUCGCUUUAUUUAUCGGAUAAUGUCAUAUUUGUUACAAAAAAAGCUUUUUUCCCCAUAUUUUCAAAUUAAUUUUAAAUAAAUCAUAUGUAAUCAACAAUUUAUCUUUUAAGUUUUUCAACGCAGAAUAUCAAAGAAGUAGGCCCCUUCUUUUCUUACGGUAUCACGUGAUUAUGGAUGUUUAUUUUCAUCACUAUAGAAUUAUGUAGUUUAUUCUUAUUUCCAUCCCUCUUUAAAAUAUAAUUUAGAAUUAACAUUAUUUUAAAAGUGAAUUCUUACACAUCACCGUUUUUUUUUGUUUUUUUUUUUAAUAUUAACAUUGAGAUCACGGUCACGUGACAAUGCUCCCCAACCGCCCCACCGAAGAUCAGACACGUGUCGACGGAACCUCGCUAAGGAUCAAAGGCAAAUGCCGCUUCUUUUGUCGGUGUCACGUGACCUUUAUAAUUGUCUGCUAUUGUUUUUGGUCGUAUACUCAUUUUUAAGUGUCCAGUUGUCAAGAAUGGUUCUCUUAAUGAUCUUAAUCUCGUUUCUUGUAACGAUAAAUUAUGUGAAUGGAGAUAGCUAUGUCAAAUGUGUUUGUCACGAGAAGGAAAAAGUGUUGGAGUGCGGGAAUUCUAAUGAAAGGGGUGGAGUAGUAUUAUUGGUAGAGUGCAGAGGUGCAGAGACAUUGUUGGCGAGGGGUUAUGUCACAGGAUUUGAGAAUCAGGCUGUUGUGGAGGGAUUUCUUGAUCAGGUCAUAAUCGAAUCAACACCCCUAAGCUGUGAGGCAUUGUUUGACCAGAUAAGGACCCUGCGUGCCAAUUUAAACAGAAUGGACUGUCCCGACCAAGGACCUGUCUUAAAGACAUCAAAGCCACGACCUCCAGCAUUUCCUGCUCAUGAUGACAACGAUGAUGAUGAUGAUGAUGACAAUGAUCGCCAUGAUGACGACGACGAUGAUGAUAGCGACGAUGACAAUGAUGAUUAUGAUGAAUAUGGAAGUGAUGAAUUAAGAAACACGUCUGCUGUCACAACAACUACCACAACAACUAGUACGACAACAUCUGCUUUCCUGAUAUUUGAAAUCAAAAGAGAAGUCACAAUAUACAAGAUACUACUAAUUCUUAGCUUUUCCAUUGUGAGUAUUGGCGGAGUGUGGACCAUAGUUAUAAUGAUUCGAUCUUGUCGAGCGAGGAGGAGGAAUCAGCCAAUACAGUGCGAUACGAUUACUUCGACAACGGCGGAGACAACUUUUGUUCUGCGGGAGGCGCCACCUCGAUCUCCAAGACGACGUAAGGGAGGUUCCUUUGACACCACUUCCGUGACACUGUUCGCUGUUGAUGAAUUUUAGAAUCAUCAUACACUAUCUAUACACAUUACAUUGACUAGCGCCUGUAUUUAUGUUAAUAUCUCAACAGAUUAGUUUUUGUAUUCCGUUUUUUUGUUGUUUUACAAUUAUAUCAAAAUGGAUAAUUAUAUUGUGUACUAUUAAAAGAAACAAAUUAUACAAACUAAUACAAAUUUAAUAAUCGCAAUUUUGGCAAAUUUUGCAAUCAUGACUUAGUAUUUGUUAAUGAAAAUGAAAGAUAAAUCAAGUAUUUCAACCACACUCCUAUAUUAUUAACCAUGGUGAUAGAAAAGAGAAACACAUGCCAUUUGAUAAGAGAUAUAUUUAAUAAUUAAUGAAUAGAUACUGACUUUUUGAAUAUACAUUCAUUUUUUUUCACAUUGAUUUUUUAUAUAAAAUAUUUAUUGUUAUUCAUAAAUACUGCCGAAUUGAAGUUUUGUAAUAAUAAUAAUAAUUUUCUAAAAAUACUAUUCAAUCGCGAGUGUUGAUUACAAAUAUUUAAAUAAAUCUAUUAAUUCCGUAUUUUAACAGUAUGAUAAAAAAGUUAAGGUCUAUAAAUAUCGUUCUUUGUUCUGUAAAUAUCGUUCUAUGUGCUGUAAAUAUCGUUCUUGUUUUGUAAAUGUUGCGUUGUUAUGAAUAAUAUUAAAUUUAGAAACUAUA